ACGAGAGAAGAGAUCGUUGAAAAUUUCUCGUUCGACGAAGUCUCCAGUUCGAAUAUGGCAGGUCGCGAUUUCGCAGCUUGGCAUUUAUUACGAAUGCGAAAGUUUUAACGCCGGCGAUCGAUGUGCAUGGUGCGAAUAAGAAAAUCGGAACGACCGAAGUUACACACCGAAUUGAUCUCUGAAACGGGAUUCAACUUGGUUGAAUAAAAGUGAAGGACAUGGAUGGGUCGAGAGCAGCGGAUGUUUUACCUUUGCUUCAAGAACGCCUGGCCGUUUUGCCAGGUGGUCGGGAUCGCAGGGGUGGAUCCGUGCUUGUGUUUCCAACUACUCCGAGACGUGAAAGAGCAAAACCCGAGGAUUACCGUCGCCUUCUGCAAUACCUGCUGAGCGUGCCCGGCGAUGAAGCCAGGGGCUUACGUUUCACGGUGAUAGUGGACAUGCGUGGUGCUACUUGGGACUCUGUUAAACCUAUUCUGAAGGUGUUGCACGAGCAUUUUCAUAGAUUGGUCCAUGUUGCGUUUAUCAUCAAACCGGAGAACUUCUGGCAGAAACAACGGACGUCGUUAGCUAAACAAAAGAAAUAUAACUUCGAAAUAAACACGAUAAGUUUAGAAGCUUUGACGAAAGUGAUCGAUCCGUCGCAGUUGACCGCUGAUUUAGAUGGAUCGUUGCAAUAUGAUCAUGCUCAGUGGAUCGACACGAGACUAGCCGUGGAAGACUUUACGUGGCAGGCGGCCGAUCUUCUCGAUAGAUUGGACGACUUGCAAGAGGAUUUGAGUCGAAACGACUUUGCGGACGAUGUGACCGGAGCGAAACACGGUAUUGAUUUGCACAACGAAAUGAAGAAGAAAAUUAUGAAGGUUCCGAUGGAAGAGAUCGAAAAUGUCGGUAAACGAUUGUUGCAACGUUUCAAUAACGGUAUGGCUGCGAGUAGUGGCGAAGGAGGUAGUAUAGAGAGUGGCGCGACAGGUGGCACCGAUCCCGAUGGUCGAGCAUUGGCAACGUUGGUGAUUCAACAUUUGGAUUCGGUACACGCCGCGCAACAACAUCUUUUGCAGUUGUGGCAUAUCAAGAAAGUAAAAUUGGAUCAAUGCUUCCAACUGAGACUUUUCGAGCAGGACUGUGAGAAAAUGUUCGACUGGAUAUGUCACAAUAGGGAAGGAUUUCUGGCGAAUUACGUCGAGAUUGGUCGAUCUUAUCAACUGGCUAAAAAUUUGCAGGAAGAGCAUAAACAUUUCACGAUGAGUUCGAUGAACGUUUACGUGAAUAUCAAUAAAAUUCUAACGAUGGCUAGCCGUCUGCUCGAAACGAAACAUUAUGCUGCCGGACACGUAAGGGCAGUGGCCGGACGACUAGAUCGAGCGUGGAAAGAAUUCGCUGCAGGACUCGACGAGCGUACCGCUGUUCUUAGUUUGAGCGUUGUGUUUCAUCAUAAAGCCGAGCAAUACGUCGAUAGCGUCGCAGGAUGGAGUCAAGCUUGCGAUGUUGGAAAUUUACCUAACGAAAUAUCGAUCUUAGAAUCUCACAUACGGCAGCAUCAAACUCUUUACGAGGCGAUGUGUCAAGCUUACACAGAGGUGCAUAGUACCAGUAAGAAGCUUCUUUAUCAACUGGAUCAUCUCGUGCAAGUCUGUAAUCAACCGCAAGGGAUAGACCAUACAGCCAGAAAACAUAGUCAGGAUGGACAUGGAAUCGACGGGCAUACCGGUAUGAGCGGAAAUCCAGCCGCGGAUUAUAGCGAGGGUGCGUCGCACGUAUUGGCCGUGAUCCAUCAAAUCUUGGGUCAUCACAGGGCAUUGGAAGCUCGUUGGCAUUCUCGAAAAGUCAAAUUACAUCAGCGACUCGCGUUAAGAUUAUUUCAAGAAGAUGUGAAACAAGUUUUGGAUUGGUUGACCAAUCACGGUGAAGUUUUCAUCAGAAAGAAUACGGGUGUAGGUCGAAAUCUACAAAAGGCGAGAGUAUAUCAGAAAAGUCAUGAGCAUUUUGAAAAUGUCGCACAGAACACUUAUACGAACGCCACUAAAUUACUUACCGCUGCGCAAGAAUUGGCGCAUACGGGCGAAUGUGCCCCCGACGAGAUAUACGCCGUGGCUGAAGAAUUAGAGGCCCACGUCGGUAGCUUCGCUGCAAGGGUUGAGCAACGUCGACGAAGAUUGGACUUGGCUGUUGUCUUUUAUACGCAUGAGAAAGAGUUGAGCGGUUGGGUUGACGAGUUGCGACAAGAACUGCAACAAGACGAGGUGGCGGAGAAUCUGGAAACAGCGGAGAGAUUGUUGGAGCAGUGUGCGCAACAUCGAGCCUCCUGCAUGGAAGCUUGUGCAUCGACUAUUGUUCAAGGCGAAGCGUUGCUUCGGGAACUCGGAGAGUCUACCGAUGCUCCGGAUACCACUGGUUCUAUAUCCGCGGUAGAGGCUGCGCUAGACAGGCUAGCAGGUUUAAGGCAGGAGUUGGAAGAUUUAUGGGCCACUAGAAAAUUGAGACUGGAACUGUGUCUGCGGCUACGUGUAUUCGAAAGAGAUGCUUUAGAAGCGAGUGGUCAAUUAGAGAUGUGGGCGCAAGAAUUACAAGGUCCGCUGCGAGAAGGUUCUCCUGAACAGCUGUUGCGUGUACACAACGACGGUGUAGCACAUAUGCAGAAUACCGCUUUUCAGGUUUUGCAACAAGGUCAAGAACUUGCUCAGGUAUUGGAACAGGCAGGAGUUUGCAUAAUGGCAGAUGGACAGCACAGUGCUGCGUCUAGGGUACAAGUGCUUCUGGAAUUUUUGAACGAAAGGGAAAUGGAUGCGGAGGACUUGGCAGAGAUGAGAAGGGUUCGUCUAGAGCAAGCUUCUCAAUUAGUUCAGUUGCAAACGGACGCUACGCACGUAGCUAAUUGGAUCCGUAAUGGAGAGGCUAUGCUGUUGGCCUCUUUGAGAGUACCUGAAAAUCUUCAGGAUGCGGAACAAUUACGUUUGGAACACGAACAAUUUCAAGUGGCGAUAGAAAAAACGCAUACCUCGGCGGUUCAGGUGAAGCAUAGAGCUGAUGCGCUGGUCAGCGCGAAUCACUAUGAUCCGAAGAGUAUAAGAGAAGUGGCUGAGGAUGUGACGAAGAGAUGGCAACAGUUGGUGACGUGUGCGGAGGAAAGGCAUAAAUUGGUAACUGCUAGCAUUAACUUUUACAAGACUGCGGAACAAGUGCGUUCCGUGUUGGAUAGUCUGGAACGGGAAUACAAAAGGGACGAGGAUUGGUGCGCUUCUGGCGAAAAGGCGCUGCAAGUACCGACACUCGUUGGCAAACAUCAAGAACAGAAAGAAGCGUUUUUGAAGGCGUGCACAUUGGUACGACGAACUGCGGAAACAUUCCUGAAAUAUACGAAUCGCAGUCUUCAGUUUUACAGUUAUCAGGCGAACAGCGCUGGUUCGGAGAAUAAAGUGAAAAGUAUUUUGGAGGAAUUGCUGAGUAAAGAGAAUCGCGUGCUGGAGUACUGGACGCAACGUAAAAAACGACUGGAUCAGUGUCAUCAGUACGUUUUGUUCGAGCGCAGUGCGAAACAGGCGCUCGAAUGGAUCAAAGAAACGGGCGAAUUAUAUUUAGCGACGCAUACCAACGUUGGGAAAAAUCGUAUCGAAAACGAACAAUUGCUACGAGAACACAACGAAUUUAAAGGAGCUGCGAAGGAAACGAGAGAAAGGGUGAAGUUGUUGAUCCAACUUGCGGACAAUUUGGUCGAAAAGGGGCAUGCUCAUGCGGCAGUGAUCAAACACUCGGUCGCCGAGGUGGAUCAACGAUACAAGGACUUUAGUACGCGCAUGGAUUGUUACAAAACUCAAAUCGAAGAUGAUCUCGGUAUCCAAUCGGACGAUGGCCAAAAGGAUCUUUCGAUCGAUCGGAAUUCCGAUCCUUUGUUGGAGGAGAAAAUCAAGGGAAAGGAUCUGAAAGAAUUGAACGAGGAGAAAAGAAGAUCGGCCCGACGGAAAGAAUUUAUCAUGGCUGAAUUGCUGCAAACCGAACGUACUUACGUGAAAGAUUUGGAAACGUGUAUUCGAUGUUUUUUGGAAGAAACGCGAUGCGGAAAAGUAAACGUUCCCGUUGGAUUGCAAGGGCGAGAGUCUAUAAUUUUUAGCAAUAUGGAAGAGAUUCAUCAUUUUCAUAGUAAUAUAUUUCUUCGUGAGUUGGAAAAAUACGAAACCAUGCCGGAAGACGUUGGUCAUUGUUUCGUGACAUGGGCACUCAAGUUUGACAUGUACGUAACAUACUGCAAGAAUAAACCGGAAAGUAAUCAAUUGUUGGUUACUCACGGUGGUACAUGGUUCGAGGAGUUACAGAGGAAACAUCGAGUUGAACACCCGAUUGCUGCGUAUUUAAUCAAACCGGUACAAAGGAUUACCAAAUAUCAGUUACUGCUGAAGGAUCUUCAGGCUUGUUGCCAAGAAGGACAGGGCGAGAUAAAGGAUGGACUGGAAGUAAUGUUGAAUGUGCCUAAGAAAGCAAACGAUGCCUUACAUUUGAGCAUGCUGGAAGGUUGCGACGUAAGAAUAGAUACACUAGGCGACGUAGUGCUGCAGGACUCUUUUACGGUGUGGGAUCCUAAGCAAUUGAUCAGAAAAGGCAGGGAUCGGCAUAUAUUUCUGUUCGAGUUGUACCUGCUGUUUAGCAAAGAGGUGAAAGAUUCCGCCGGAAAGGUCAAGUACAUUUACAAGAGCCGGCUGAUGACAUCCGAGUUGGGCGUGACCGAACAUAUCGAGGGUGACGAAUGCAAAUUUGCCGUUUGGACAGGACGCGCACCGACCAGCGAUACUCGCGUUGUACUCCGAGCUAAUUCGAUGGACGCUAAGCAGUUGUGGGUGAAACGAUUGCGCGAGGUUAUUCAGGAGACGUAUUUCAGUUUAAGCAUGCCCAAGAGCCCUGCGAAAAAGAGUUCGAGCCAGCGUUCCAGUCGAGAUCUCGAAGAAUGCGCUUCUCUGGACGACAGCGUGGAGAAUCUUGAUCGAAAUUCGCUGGCAUCCUUUGGUUCUACCAACACCACCGACUCGGAUAAGACUGGCGUAGCCGAGGUGACUUGGGUUAUCGCGGAUCACUCGGCGGCACCUGGUUCGAAAGAGUUGACGGUGACGAAGGGCCAACAAGUUGAGGUGUUGGAGAAUGGAAGCAGUAUCACCGGUGUGAACGCAUCCGAAUGGACCCACGUGCGUUUGUUGCUCGCUCCGGGGCAAGUGGAUCCUCCGCCGGAAGGAUUGGUCCCUACCAGUGCGCUUAAACAGCCUCCGCCGGUUUCCACCAAGACUUCGCCGUCUAGGAAAGUUGCAGGCCAGCAACAGCUCCCGCCGCAACAACAAUCGUCGUUUUAUCAUCAACAGCAAUCGAGCGGCGGUAGCGGCGGGGGCGGUGGUCAAGUUCAAAGUACUAUCUCGUCGUCGUCGGGUGGUGUGAUCGGUAUCUCGUCUGUAUCGCCCUCUGGUACAGGAAUCGCGGCGGGAGCAGCGUCUUCGUCCUCGUCGUUGUCGUCGUCGUCGUCGUCGUCGACACCGGCAGCGACGGCGGCUGGUGCAGCGAUAACGACAGGCGUAUCUCCGGCCGGAUUAUCCAUUCAGAAUGUGGCUGCGUCCGUACUGUCGGACGAAACAGAAAAUGUCAUUGGGAACGAUGGAAGUGGUGGUGCCACGGCGAACACCAGUUCACCGGGAAACAAAAGACGUGUGUUUAGCGGGAGAAAGUGGCUACCCCCUCCGCUGCGUAAACUUAGCCAAGGUAAAGUUGAGAAAUCGGCGGCGACCAAUACGACGAUGGCAUCGGCGGCGGCGGCCGAUCGUUCGGAUUGUUCCUCCGUGAAGAAGAACGUGUCCGAGAAACGAUUCAAAUUACCCAGCGGCGCUGAACAGACGACUCGUGUCGGUCCAUCUAGAAGCACGGCGACCACCGCCGCUGCCGCCGCCCCCGUUUCCAUUUCCACCUUGACAAUCGUGACCGCGUCUAUGCGUGUGUCUACUUCGGUCUCCGAGACGGAGUUGGAGACCGAAUUGGAAGCAGAAGUCGAGGUAGAAGAGGAAGAAGGAGAAAUCGAACAAUCGGAAGCUGAAUUGGAAGAGGAUGCACCGGAACCCGACGAAACCGAGGCUUUAACUUACUCCGAACAGAACGGAGCGGAUGAUGCCGAGGACGAAUUGGAACUUCCACCGCCAAUGAAACCUAUCACUGAACCGAUACUCGUCGCGACUAGUAACGCAUCGUCAGGAUCUGUCGUUGCAACGGAGACCUGCGGAAAAUCUCGAGCAUCCGAACGCUCUACGAAGAUUCUCGACGGCGCGACGAGCGCUGAUUUGGCUGAAAUCGAGCAAAUCGUUAAGGAAAGAAUGGAACAACACACGGAAAAUCAAGAGAGGCAAAGUCUGAUGCGUACACCUAGCGAUAAAAGCUCGAACGUUGAGAUUGUCGGCGACGAUAGCUGCGACGAAAGUUCCUUGUCGACGAUAAUGGUUAGCGCUACUACUGCGACCACGACGACGGCCACCGUCGCAUCAGCUACAACAAGUAGUCCGUCUCAUACGAAUCCGGAGGAGUGCGAUCCGGAAAGUGCAGUCCUUUCGAAACGACAGUUCGUUAUUCGGGAAUUGGUGGACACGGAGAAAGAUUAUGUGAAUGAUCUGAAACAAAUAGUCGAAGGUUAUAUGUCGUUGAUGCGAGAUCCCGAGUGCGAAGUUCCAUUACCGGAUGACCUGCGUGGUGGAAAAGACAAGAUGGUUUUUGGCAACGUAGAAGCAAUCUACGAGUGGCACAGAGACUUCUUCCUCAAAGCUUUGGAACGUUGUCUAGAACGACCCGAAGAACUUGGCCCGUUGUUCAAACGAUACGAAAGAAAGUUACACAUGUACGUUGUUUAUUGUCAGAAUAAACCAGUUUCCGAGUACAUCGUUUCGGAGUAUAUAGACACCUAUUUCGAGGAACUGAGACAAAUGCUCGGACAUCGAUUGCAAUUGUGCGAUCUUUUGAUAAAACCGGUUCAGAGGAUCACCAAGUACCAACUUCUUCUCAGAGAAGCAUUAAGACAUACUGAACGAACUGAAAGGUUCUCGGAAAUCGAAGGACUGAGAGCUGCGGUUCAUGUAAUGCGUAUUAUCCCGAAGGCGGCCAACGACAUGAUGGAUGUUGGAAGACUUCAAGGUUUCGACGUGAGGAUUACAGCACAGGGGAAAUUAUUGUUGCAUGGACCACUUUUAGUCUCGGAAAUAUCUUCGAAUUUACCGAGUAGAGGAAGAGAAUGGCAAGUUUUCCUCUUCGAGCAAAAUAUUAUUUUUAGCGAGGCUGUCGGAAAAAAGACGCAAUUUACCAAUCCCGCUUAUAUUUACAAAGCCCAUAUACAGGUGAAUAAAAUGAGCCUGGAAGAAUGUUACGACGACCCGGAAAAAUUUGUCAUUCGAUCGACCGACCCCCGAAAACCUGGCCUUGGAUUCUCUUGUAGCGCGGUAGAAGAAAAUGGGCCACGAAAGCAGGAGUGGGUAGACACGAUCACUGCCAUCCUGCAGACUCAACGUGACUUCCUCAAGGCGAUACAGUCGCCAAUUGCCUACCAAAAGGAACUUACCAAAGAUCCAUUUCGUGGCGUGAGUCCGGAAUCUCCGUGUCGAGGAAGCGUACUUCCGACGGUUUCAUCAACGAUACCGAACGUGUCUAAAACGAACGAAGAAAGGAGAAAUGAAAUCGCUACAGUUGCUGCAGCAACCACAGCUAUAACAACAGCAACAACAGUAGCAACAGCAACAACAUCGGUUUCGCAACGAUCUCGCGCCGUUGGAGGCUUGGAUCAAGAUUCUUCGCAAACGCCUAGCCCUAGCAAAAGCAGACUGAAUUUUCUCGAGGGAUUCAGGAGCACCCUGCGACCACGAUCACCUGUUCGCAACAACUCUAUCCCGAUCGUUCCAGGUAGCAGAGUAAGAUUAACCGCGGAUUGGGGCAAGUUACACGCCGGCGAAGAGUUGGAGAUCGGCCGAGUGGACGGUCCAGGACUGAUCGUCUCGCCAGUAGUCGGGAAAAAGGAAGAAUUCUGGAUUCCGGCGAGUCUCGUUCCGAAUUCGUCGGUCAGCCGCGCAUGGUCGUUUCGUCCGCGAAGAAUCGAUACUGAGGGAGAGAGCGUCCGUCUUCCGCAGGAUAUGCACGCGGAAGAGAACGGUCCUCCCGUGAUCUUGACUAUUCCGUGUUCGAUCAGGGCGACGGCCGGUGGCGUGGCUCGACUCGUGCUGGAAGCGCGUCACGUGGAACGCGCAAUCGUCUCUUGGAGAAAGGAGGGGCAACGAUGUGACAUCGAGGAAGGCGAUCGAUAUCGACUUUUCCGAACGGCCGAUUCCCUUUCUCUCGAAAUUGCUCCUUGUCUUCCUUCUGAUUCCGGGAUUUACCACUGUCGCGUCGAACAUGAAACGGGUUCUUGUUCGGCCAAAAUUCCCCUUCGUAUCGUAGGCAUUGAUACAACAAACGCUUGGAACGACACGAUCGAAAACAAUCGAUCGUCGAACGAAUUGACGGGGGAGACAUCUUCGAUGAUCGUUAUGCUCCCGAAUUUGAAGAAAAGGCUAACGGAAACUGAACAGCACCAAGAGCAACAACAACAACAACAGUAUAUAGGAAAAUAUGUUGAAUUGGAAGAAUUGGGGAGUGGUAGAUUCGCUAAAGUGUAUCGUGCAAGGGAGAAUGGAUCCGAGCGAAAAAUUGCGCUCAAGCAAAUAUACCGAGCGAAACAACCGCUACUACUGACCCGUGCCGAAUACGAUCUUCUCAGAAGUACUCGUCACGAUAAUAUCGUUGGAGCAUUUGCACUUUUCGAGGAUACACCUGAACCGGAUAUCGAUACUAUCGUUUUAGAGCUGGUCAACGGUUCGACGUUGUUCGCGUACCUUGGCGAACAAACUGAAUACACGGAAGCGACUAUAGCAAGGUACACCGGUCAAUUGUUGUCAGCGUUGCAAUGGUUGCAUUCCCGUAAGCGAGCUCACUUGGAUUUGAAGCCGGAGAACGUUCUGAUCGAUAACCAGACCGAUAUCGUGAAAUUGAUCGAUUUCGGUGAAGCUGUUAGAGCGAUACCAUUGGACGAAGUUGUUCCUCCCGUUGAUUUGGAAUUCGCAGCCCCGGAGUCGGUUCUCGGUAAACCGACAGGAUCCUACACAGACAUAUGGGCUACCGGAGUUUUCCUUUACGUGCUUCUUAGCGGCCUUUCACCCUUCUUGGACGAUUCUAUCGAGGAAACCACCGCGAAUAUACUUAAAUGCGAUUUUUGUUUUCCUGACGAAUACUUCAGAGAGAUAUCGAGUGACGCGAAGCAUCUUCUUGAAAGACUGCUAUGUCUACGCGGAGAUGAUAGAGCGACCGCUCAACUUUCUUUAUCGUCACCUUGGUUUAAGAUAUCUAUUGGCGCGACGAUCCCUUCUUCCCGAAUGAUUGCGUUUAUCGACCGCCGUGCUCAUCGCUCAAAAUCUAGCCAGGAUCGAAAUAGUAGUUUUUAUUCUUGAAUCAGCAUCGUUCGCAAACACACACACACACACACACACACACGCGCGCGCGCGCGCGAAGAGGGGGUGGGGGAGAUGUUUGUAUGUAUGUAUAUAAUUUAUUGAUGAACAACUUUAAAAGAUUCCGGCCGAAUUCGGCUGACUGUAAA
Messenger RNA from Habropoda laboriosa, 9625 nucleotides. RefSeq names its product triple functional domain protein (gene trio). The coding region runs from base 219 to 9476 and encodes 3085 amino acids. Lineage: Eukaryota; Metazoa; Arthropoda; Insecta; Hymenoptera; Apidae. The transcript is spliced from 34 exons. Gene Ontology annotation, biological process: axon guidance; protein phosphorylation. Gene Ontology annotation, cellular component: cytoplasm. Gene Ontology annotation, molecular function: ATP binding; guanyl-nucleotide exchange factor activity; protein binding. The record is from RefSeq and is a predicted model, not a curated record.